UGUGGGGGAUAGCGUUCUAGGUUUAACCUCAAAUAGCAGAAUAUUGUCAAUGGAACAGAAAUUUGUAAAGAUAUUGGACAUGGUUGAUCGUGUCAUGGCUGUCCACUUGUUGAAGAUUCCAGUAGCAAUUCAACGGAUGAAGUUUAAGGAUUUCCUUGGAGAAACUGACCAAGCCGCUGCCAUUGCUGCUGCUGUAACUGACAACCCAGAAGAAUACACAAUCGCUACUCUUCCUCGUAAAACCACAAAGAAAAAAAUCAAACCAUUAAAACCUUUAUCAGUUUCUACUUCUGCAUUAUCCUCUGACCAAUUGAAAUUUAAAGCUAAGUCAAGUGCAGCAAAACAUCGAACUCUUCAGAAGAUACCCCAAAAUAACACAAAGUCUGACUCCGCCUCAAAGAGAAAAGCCCUCUUCACCAGCACUCCAAUAUCAAAUGUAAAGACUCCAGCAGUUCCUCGGAAAACUGCAUCAGAGUUUGACAAAAGGUUACUCAAAAUGCCAAAAUCUGGAAGGAAAGCAUUGACUUGUUCUCCAGUGCGUGUGGAUAAAUCACAACCAUUCAUUAACAUACCUCUGGCAGAUGGGAAGGCAAUUUAUGCAGUUGGUGGGGAAGUGGACAAUAUAGAUGUGGAGUCACUUGAUCCAAAUACCCUUACGUGUAUUCAAUCUUUGGUGAUUCACCUAACAGCCCUGUGUGAAAAGGCCAAUUAUUCAGUACGUGCAAACAGCAUCUGAAGAGUC
This is a messenger RNA of Callorhinchus milii (elephant shark), 742 nucleotides long. It is a transcript of the gene borealin-2, whose product is annotated as borealin-2. The record is from RefSeq and is a predicted model, not a curated record. Lineage: Eukaryota; Metazoa; Chordata; Chondrichthyes; Chimaeriformes; Callorhinchidae. Gene Ontology annotation, cellular component: chromosome passenger complex; spindle midzone; chromosome, centromeric region. Gene Ontology annotation, biological process: mitotic sister chromatid segregation. The transcript has 10 exons. Bases 50 to 736 code for a protein of 228 amino acids.